AUGAGCGCCCGGGCCACCUCGUACCGCCGCGCCUUCGGGCCGCCGCCGCUGCUCUCGCCGGGCUCCUACUCCUCCGCCUCCGCCUCGUCCCGCCUGGCCGCCGCGCGCCUGCUGGGCUCGCCGCGCUCCGCGCAGUACGCGCGCAGCUCGCUGCGCGCCGCGCAACCGGCCCGCCUGGCCCCGGGCGCCGAGCGGCUGGACUGGGCGCUGGCCGAGGCGCUGAACCGCGAGUUCCUGGCCACCCGCGGCAACGAGAAGGCGGAGCUCCAGGAGCUCAACGACCGCUUCGCCAGCUUCAUCGAGAAGGUGCGCGCCCUGGAGACGCACAACGCGGCGCUGCGCGCCCAGCUGGACCAGGCGCAGGCCCGCGAGCCCGUGCGCGCCGCCGACCUGUGCCAGGACGAGCUGCGGGACCUGCGGCGCCAGCUGGAGCUGCUGGGUCAGGAGCGCGACCGCGCGCAGGUGGAGCGGGACAACUUGGCCGAGGACCUGGCCGCGCUCAAGCAGAGGCUGGAGGAGGAGAUACACAGGCGUGAGGAUGCAGAGAACAACCUGGUGCUGUUCCGGAAGGAUGUGGACGACGCCACCCUCUCACGCCUGGAGCUGGAACGCAAGAUCGAGUCGCUGAUGGACGAGAUCGAGUUCCUGAAGAAGCUGCACGAGGAGGAGCUGCGUGACCUGCAGGUGAGCGUUCAAAGCCAGCAGGUGCAGGUGGAGAUGGAGACGGCCAAGCCAGACCUGACGGCCGCGCUGCGCGACAUCCGCACCCAGUACGAGAGCAUCGCGGUGAAGAAUCUGCAGGAGUCCGAGGAGUGGUACAAGUCCAAGUUUGCUGACCUGUCGGACGCGGCCAACCGGAACCACGAGGCGCUGCGCCAGGCCAAGCAGGAGAUGAACGAGUCCCGGAGGCAGAUCCAGAGCCUGACCUGCGAGGUGGACGGGCUGAAGGGAACCAAUGAGGCGCUGCUGCGCCAGAUGCGGCAGCUGGAGGACCAGUACGGGGUGGAGGUCGGCAGCUACCAGGACACGGUGGGGCGGCUGGAGCAGGAGAUCCAGCACCUGAAGGAGGAGAUGGCGCGGCACCUGCGUGAGUACCAGGACCUGCUCAACGUCAAGAUGGCGCUGGACAUCGAGAUUGCCACUUACCGCAAGCUGCUGGAGGGCGAGGAGAACAGGAUCACGAUCCCCAUCCACUCGCUGGCCUCCCUCAGCAUGAAAACGUCGGUGCCCGAGCCGGAGCAGACCAUGGAGAGCCACACCAGGAAAAUGGUUCUGAUCAAAACCAUUGAGACCCGGAAUGGAGAGGUGGUGACUGAGUCGAGGAAGGAGCAGAGAAGCGAGCUGGACAAGUGA
Emys orbicularis (European pond turtle) is the source of this 1353-nucleotide messenger RNA. It is a transcript of the gene PRPH, whose product is annotated as peripherin. Gene Ontology annotation, molecular function: structural constituent of cytoskeleton. The record is from RefSeq and is a predicted model, not a curated record. Gene Ontology annotation, cellular component: axon; plasma membrane; type III intermediate filament. Gene Ontology annotation, biological process: intermediate filament organization. Lineage: Eukaryota; Metazoa; Chordata; Testudines; Emydidae. The transcript is spliced from 9 exons. The coding region runs from base 1 to 1353 and encodes 450 amino acids.